GGAAGGCGUGUUGCAGUCGGUCACUUAUUUUUGUUCUUUCGAUUGAGAUGAGAACCACGCGACUAUAUUGAAGCCAGUUCGUUGCAGGUGAACAUCGAAGUGAAUGGCAUCCUCAUGAAAGAGUGAUUAUCUCCGAGUGAGAGUUCUUCAAGCUCUUGUAGUUUUAACAGCAAGGGUCACUGACACUGCUACAACUGGAGCUACGAGCACGGUAAUUGAAGAAGAAUUUCGCCCAGUAUCGGACAGAGGAACUGAACAAGAAGUAGAAGCACGAGGGUGAUGUCCGUCAAGGUCUAAUUUGCAUAUGACAGGAAAAAAGUGAAACGCAAACCCACACGCUAUCUUCGCUAACUAGAUUUAACCGCACCCACACAUCUUAGUCGGUUGUUAGGACCACUUGAUUAGGCUUGUUGUUGUUUGUUCCCACUGGAUUUCACUAUCACACGACGAACACUAUCCCGUCAAGGAUCGCUAUUUAUUUUCCGAAAAAAUCCUCCUGAUCGGCUUCAUCGGCACUGUCACACAUCAAGAAAACAUCAAACACUCGUGACAAUGUCAAUGGCCCUGCGCGAUAAGUCCAGAAAGACUUGCGGACCGAUCGGUGCCGUAGUUGUCUCGUCCUUCAUCUUCCUAACCGUAACUGUUCACGCCGACGGAACCUCGGGAAAAAAUCCACCCGAUGAGAAAAUUUACCGCUUGCAGCUGCAAAAGUGCCGCCACCACGACGGCUUUUCCAUUCACGGGCUGUGGCCGGAAUGGGCGGAGUUCUGCGACGGGGAAAAGUUUGACAUGGAGAAUAUGAGAGUGCACAACUCCCCCUCCACCUCGUUUGUAUGGCAUAAACAGCACUGGAGCCGCCUGCAAGAGUGCAGCUUUUGCAUGGCAAAUUUUCACAGGACUGUAGUGGUGUUUCGGCAGCUAUCAGAAUCUGUCAUGCAGACAGUGCCACAAGGCAGCGACUGGAUUUGGCAUUUUGCAUGACAAAUGAAUGGGAGGGGGUGGAGUUGUGCACUCUCAUAAAGAAAGUCAAGGAUUUAGUUCCGAAAAUGGACCACGAGUGGUUUAGCUGCGCAAAACAAGAAGCAUCUUCUCGCGGUCGCAGCUACAGUUCCUUCCGAGGCACGACCAGCAAUACCGAGACCACAGUGACGAAAAACCAGGAUGACAAAAAUGAUUGGUUUUGGACGCACGAGUGGAAGCGGCACGGAACCUGCAGCGAGUUCGACGAACACACGUACUUCCAAACCGCACUGCAACUUUUCGAACAAUUUUCCCCCAAAUGCGACCAGACCGAGAACUUGUGCCACUUUUGUUUGAUGCAGAACGGUCGUGCUGACAGUUCUAGCAAAAACAAGCCUGCUGGUUCGUGGGUCGAGACGAAGUGUCCGUACUGGCGCGGCGGAAAAAGCGAUAAGUUGUCUUCUGCACAUGAUCACCAGCAGGAUAAUUCCUACCACACUUCCUCGUCCUAUUACAACACGAUUUACGAAAAUGGGUCGCUGUUUGAUCGUUUUCUCCAUGGCGUGAAGCGGAUCUUCGGCGGCAGCAGUACCGCGGAAAACGAAAAUCAACAUGAGCAUGACGGUAAAAAUAGUAGGCCGCGUGAAGAUGCUAGUACCUCUUCUACUCGUGCUGUGGUGCAACUUGAUAUCGAGUUCGAGAACAAAGCUAGGAGCGCCGUUUUUGCAUCAUCUUCCAAAUCUGUUGAAUCUGAUCAGAAGACGGUGACGCACACGAAGAGCGCGACUGGUGGUAGUUCCAGCGAAGUGUAUUCGUAGAAGCAGUUCGAAACAAGGACUAUUACAUACUGGAACUGCACUAGCUGCAGAACUAAGACUCUUUAGCAUGUAGAUCAUUUCAAUUUGCAUAGAGAAGCAUAACCUUUGAUGACGUAUCGAAUUCCCAUUCUUGCAGAAUAUAUUGAGGAAGCCUGCUACGCAUUUGUACUCCCCGAAAUCUUCGCGUUUGCGUUUAUGUUUGUAGAUUUGAUUUUGUUGAUUUUCCAACUUGCAUUUUCGCAGUACUACAACUUGUGUUUUGCAGGAAGAAUUCGGCGUGAAAGACGUGAAGAUGUUUUCGCAGUUUUUCAGAGUUUUCACAUUCGCAUCCCAGUCGCAGGUCGUAAGUAGCUACCUGAUCUCGUCGUCCUGCCCUUGAUAAUUGACUUAUUGAGACAGCUCAGCUGCUGAUGAUGUUCUUCGCAAACGGAGAUGAUCCUCCUCGUGCCAAUCAAAAACUCGUGUAGUAUAAUCAGUUUCGCUGUCGUUCGUUUGGUGAGAAGCAAAUAGAGACUUCACAGCUCUGAACGCCC
Molecule: messenger RNA, 2311 nt
Organism: Amoebophrya sp. A120
Lineage: Eukaryota; Dinophyceae; Syndiniales; Amoebophryaceae
Source: the annotation of a GenBank genome assembly